Klebsormidium nitens is the source of this 1305-nucleotide messenger RNA. Lineage: Eukaryota; Viridiplantae; Streptophyta; Klebsormidiophyceae; Klebsormidiales; Klebsormidiaceae. The record is from the annotation of a GenBank genome assembly.
AUGGGGCCCAAGAGCAAGACGAAGAUACCAGAAGUGGAGAUUAAGAUCGACAAGGAGACGUACUUAUCCAUUGUGUACGAGGCUGCACGCAAGCUGCGCUUGAACAUCAUCCGGAAGCCUAUAUCUGCUGAAGAGAUGGACUACAUUGAUUACCUCCCUCCCGGGGCAGAUUCUAGCAUAAAAGAAGCUGCAAUAAUGUUCAACCUGGAAAGUGCGUACGAAAAAGACAAGCACUUCUCUCCAGACAUAGUUCGACGCCACACCCUCGGCGCACUUUCGGUAUAUCAGAUCCAAGCUCAAUUUCAGGCAGUCAUUGAUGGAGACCUGACGUCGCUUGAUAACCUGUACCCGACAGUGAAGCCCAAGCGGGUAUGUGACAAUUACUUGCUGACAGACAAAAGGAAGACGCCAGACCCGGGUGUCAUCUACCGGCCGUGGUCCAGUGAGAGCCCCGACCCCUAUAUAGCCCUAGUAUACGGAUACGAAACCGGGCCCGGGGUGUUCAAAGACGCCUGGGUUUACGAUCCCUGUUUCCUGCAAGCUUUCCAGAGCCCCGCAGAUGCCUUUGAGCGGGCCAUUCAGAAUCUCGGGCGCAUAACCGUGGGCCAAUUCAAGAUCUGCGUCGAGCCGUCCUUGAAGGCGGUGACGUCACACUGGGGGGAGUACAAGGGGACGAACUGCCGGGCUGUGCGCUUCGGGCAACCUCCAAGUGCGGUCUUCGUCACUUUCUUCGGAGACCACCGAGACUGCCCUCGGUUCCUCAUCCCAGAAGUCGUCAAGUUGUUCGCGGAGGGGCUGAACUGUGACUUAGAAAGUGUGGUUGUGGUUCUGUGGUCUGGUCAGCAGGUCCACGUGGCGUCAGCGAGGGACCAGAAGGCAAUGUACACUCCUGGACGGAUGCAGCACCUGAUGAAGUUUCAGACGGAGGCUGCUGCCUACAACGACCGGAUCUGCGCCACGCCUUUCCAGGUCAAGGGACUGUCCAGCGAUGAGUCCCUGGUGGAGUGGAAGCCCUACCCGCUGUAUGGCAAGAUGGAGGCUCUCAGGGUGCCACGUGGCGGCGAGCCAGGGUCGACGCGUGUCCUAUAUCCUGUCCCGAGGACCGAGGCCGAGGCGCGGAAGCUGGAGCGACUUGGAGACAAGAUCCCCGUUGUUACAGAACUCUCGUUACCUCAGUGCGCCAAGUGUGGGAAGAAGGACGAAGAUCUUCUCCGAUGUGCGAAGUGCAAAAAGGAACGGUACUGCUCCCGGGACUGUCAGAUCAAGCAUUGGGCGGCUGGACACAAGAAAGUCUGUGCACCGUGA